Postia placenta MAD-698-R-SB12 is the source of this 2480-nucleotide messenger RNA. RefSeq lists its product as hypothetical. The transcript is spliced from 8 exons. Gene Ontology annotation, molecular function: saccharopine dehydrogenase activity. The coding region runs from base 1 to 2247 and encodes 748 amino acids. The record is from RefSeq and is a predicted model, not a curated record. NCBI's taxonomy places the organism in Eukaryota, Fungi, Basidiomycota, Agaricomycetes, Polyporales, Adustoporiaceae. Gene Ontology annotation, cellular component: cytoplasm.
AUGGCUCCCCUAACCCACCGCUCGAUUAAGGAUGGCUGGUUCCGUGAGAUCUCGUCGCAGUGGCCGGGCCAGGCGAUGACCUUGAAGGUCAAGAAAGUCCUGCACGUCGAAAAGUCUCUAUACCAGGACGUCCUCGUCUUCGAGUCCGAGACCUACGGAAAUGUGCUCGUCCUCGACGGUGUAAUUCAGUGCACUGAGCGUGAUGAGUUCUCGUACCAGGAGAUGAUCGCUCAUCUACCUCUCGCGAGCCACCCUAAUCCCAAGAAGGUGCUCGUCAUUGGUGGCGGUGAUGGUGGUGUCGUCCGGGAGGUGCUCAAGCACGAUAUCGUGGAAAACGUCGUUCUUUGCGACAUUGACGAGGCCGUCAUUCGCGUUUCAAAGCAAUACCUGCCACAUAUGUCCUCCCUGCUCUCCGAUCCGCGUGUGACCGUCUACGUCGGCGAUGGCUUCAAAUUCCUCUCGGACAACACGUCCACCUACGACGUCAUCAUCACCGACUCGUCCGACCCUGUUGGUCCUGCCGCGUCCCUCUUCCAAAAGCCGUACUUUGAGCUCCUCCAUGGCGCGCUCACGCCCGGCGGGCACAUCUCGACGCAGGCCGAGUGCCUCUGGCUGCACCUCCCGCUCAUCAACGAGCUCCGUACGAUGACGCGUGGGCUCUUCCCCCUUGCCGAGUACGCCUACACGACGAUCCCGACGUACCCGUCCGGCCAGAUCGGCUUCGUCGUAUGUUCCAAGGAGCCAGGACGUGACGUCAAGGCGCCGCUGCGCGCGGUGACGCCGACGCGCUACUACAAUGCGGAGGUGCACAAGGCCGCGUUCGUCCUGCCCGAGUUUGGCCGUGCGCUGGUCGAGGACGGCAAGGACGUUCUGCCGAAGCUCGGCAAGGCCGUCACAGAGGGUAAGCCUCUGAAGAAGGUUUUGCUCCUCGGCAGCGGUCUCGUUGCUCGUCCUGCAGCGGAGUACGUUGUCCGCGACCCCUCGAACUCGCUCACGAUUGCAUGCAGAACGCUGGCUACGGCGCAGGGCCUUUCUGCUGACCUUCCCCGCACGGCCGCAAUUGCCCUUGACGCGAGCUCAACGCUGGAGCUCGAGAAGGCAGUCGCAGAGCACGACCUCGUGAUUUCGCUCAUCCCGUACGUACACCAUGCCGCCGUCAUCAAGGCCGCAAUCAAGGGCAAGACGCACGUCGUGACGACGAGCUAUGUGAGCCCUGCGAUGCGUGAGCUCGACGAGGCUGCAAAGGAGGCGGGAAUCGUCGUGAUGAACGAGAUUGGACUUGAUCCCGGCGUCGACCACCUCUACGCCGUCAAGACUAUCGAUGAGGUCCACGCGAAGGGUGGAAAGAUCAAGCAAUUCCUGUCCUACUGUGGUGGUCUCCCUGCGCCCGAGUGCUGCGGCAACCCGCUCGGCUACAAGUUCUCAUGGUCGGCACGCGGGGCGCUCCUCGCCCUGCUCAACUCCGCCUCGUACGUCGCGAACGGGCAACAGGUCGACAUCAACGGCAAGGAUCUCAUGGGCCACGCCAAGUCGUACUUCAUCUCGCCCGCGUAUGCCUUCGUCGCGUACCCCAACCGGAACUCUGUUCCCUUCCGCGAGUUUUACCGCAUCCCGGAGGCGGAGACGGUCGUCCGCGGGACGCUGCGCUACCAGGGCUUCCCAGAGUUUGUGAAAGCGCUCGUCGAGCUCGGCUGGAUGGACCAGGAGAAGAAGGAGUGGCUGACCGAGGGCCUCACAUGGGCAGAGGUCAUGCAAAAGACGAUCGGCGCGAGCGGUGCCAGCGAGAGUGCCCUCAUUGCGCGCGUCAAUGAGCUCUGCUCGUUCCCCGACGAAUCUGAGGCCCACCGCAUCAUCUCAGGUCUGAAGUGGAUUGGCCUGUUCUCGACAGAGAAGGUCAAGCCCCGCGACGGCAACCUUCUGGACACGCUUUGCGCUCAACUGGAGACGCUCAUGAAGUACGAGGAGGGCGAGCGCGACCUCGUGAUGCUGCAGCACAAAUUCAUCGUUGAGUGGGCGGACGGCAAGCAGGAUACGAUCACUUCAACAUUGGAGGCCUACGGCGACCCCUCUGGCCACUCCGCGAUGGCGCUGUACGUCGGUGUGCCCUGCGGUGUCGCCGUUCAGUUGGUGCUCGACGGCGUGUUCAGCAAGCCCGGUGUCCACGCACCAUAUACAAAGGAGAUCUGUGACCCUAUCCGCGAACGUCUUGAGCAGGAGGGACUCUACAUGAUCGAGAAGGUCCUCUAAAAAUUGCCAAAAGACGCGCAAGGAAUCGGUGUUGGGAAGGUUGUACUGCUCAUAGACGAAGUGUACUGAAUUGUACCCAAUAUAUACUAUCCUCACGAAGCGAGAGAUCUUCAGCAAAACGAAAAGGCGUUCGUAGGAGCGCUAUUACCUAUACUGUACGAUAGAGUCCUGUGUAGUCGUGUAUUUGACAUCUAUGCCAUUAUACGGCCUACACUAAGGCUUCGGAGUUCGAA